This is a messenger RNA of Varanus komodoensis (Komodo dragon), 1095 nucleotides long. RefSeq names its product glutathione S-transferase zeta 1 (gene GSTZ1). The record is from RefSeq and is a predicted model, not a curated record. Gene Ontology annotation, cellular component: cytoplasm; mitochondrion. NCBI's taxonomy places the organism in Eukaryota, Metazoa, Chordata, Lepidosauria, Squamata, Varanidae. Gene Ontology annotation, biological process: L-phenylalanine catabolic process; glutathione metabolic process. The coding region runs from base 214 to 864 and encodes 216 amino acids. Gene Ontology annotation, molecular function: glutathione transferase activity; maleylacetoacetate isomerase activity. The transcript is spliced from 10 exons.
GUUAAAAUAUGGCCCAUGUUUACCAGUAAAAGGAGUGCAGUUCUGCACUUCAGAGAGGGAGACGCGUAACAAAGAGGAAGCGUGCAAGAUGUGUGCCUCAUUAGCGAAGGGUGGGAUUAUGGCAUUUCAUUGAUUGGCUGCAAGGGAAGUUCGUCCCCCAUCAGUGCAGUAUGAGCUGGCGUUCAUUCCGAGGAUAGAUUGUGCACGCACAGCAUGGAGACUACCAAAAAGCCAGUUCUCUAUACUUAUUUCAGAAGUUCCUGCUCCUGGAGAGUUCGAAUUGCGCUGGCUCUGAAAGGCAUUGUGUAUGAUCAAGUACCAGUGAAUCUUAUAAAAGAUGGAGGGCAGCAGCUGUCUUCUGAGUUCCAAACGGUGAAUCCAAUGCAGCAAGUCCCAGCUCUCAAAAUUGAUGGCAUCACCCUCUCGCAGUCGCUGGCUAUAAUAGAAUAUCUGGAAGAGACACGGCCAAACCCUAGGAUCUUGCCUCAGGAUCCAAAGAAGAGAGCCCAAGUCCGGAUGAUCUCUGAUCACAUUACUUCUGGAAUUCAGCCCUUACAAAAUCUAACAGUCCUGAACAAAAUGGGAGAAAAGAAGCUGGACUGGGCACAGCACUUUAUUUCUCGUGGCUUCAAAGCUCUGGAGCAGAUCCUGCAGGAAACAGCUGGCCGUUACUGCGUAGGGAAUGAGGUGACCAUGGCUGAUCUGUGCUUGGUUCCCCAGGUGUAUAAUGCUGAGAGGUUUAAAGUGGAUCUUACACCAUACCCCACAAUAAGCAAAAUCAACAAAGCUCUUUUAGAAUUAGAAGCAUUCCAAACAAGUCACCCAUCUCGGCAGUCAGAUACACCUUCAGACCUAAGAGCCUAAAGCUGCCGUUUCUUCUACUGAGUAAAGUUUGCCCAGAAAAGGACUCUACCCUGCAGAACAUGCUAGGAAGGAACCAAGCCUCACCACCUUCUGAAGAGAAAAGACAAGAGGAAGACAUGUUGCAGUAGCGUAACAUCCAGCUACAGGAUCAGGAGCUUGCUGCCUUGAUCAUGUUUGACAAAUGUAAAUGCUAUCAUGAAGCAGAUUAAAAGGAAGAAAGCUUGUUGAGGA